GUUUACACGAAGCAGAGACGACUGCAUUUGCGAUUACAGUGCUUGCGUUGCUAGGUUUGCGAAAGCGUUUUUUCAUUGCAACUUAUUGCAUUUACCCCUCGGCUCAAUGCAGCGCCAUUACUGUGUUGGUAAUUGACAAAAUGGCCAUAGUCGAUUUUUUUCUCAUUGCUACAGAUGCAUUUGACUUGAUAUCACCUUUGUAACCUCUAACACCACAUUUAUGAAAAUACCGCAUCGCUACCGCCCAGAUAAUUUGCAGCGCUAAGUUAACGUUUGCGCCAUGCACAAGCUAGGAAUUACACUUCUUUAUUUUUCAGAACAUAGCAUUGAAUGCAUUAGCUGCAACUUGGUGUUGAUGUAGGCCCUAGUUGUUUUAGGUGCGCAUGUCAAGUUUCAGGUUGAACCAUGCCCAUUCGCCGUGCAGCAGGGGCUGGACCCCAGGAAACGCCCCCAAAGAAUGCCCCUGAUGGAGCUGACCCGGAUGCCAGCUCAGAGGAGUCCGUCUCCACAGGGGAGGAGCAGGAGGUGGAGGCGGCCCCCGCACCCCCAGCCGAGGAAGGGGAAGAGGCUGUAGCGAAGGAGGCCGGUGACAAAACAGAAAACACUGAGCCAAGGGAAAAGCCACAGGAGAAAAAACCUGAAGAGGGGCAAGGAGAGAAGAAAGAAGAGAAGGAUGCUGGGAAGGAGAAGGUGAAAAAAGUGAAAAGGACCAUCCCUGCCUGGGCCACAAUUUCUGCCAGUCGCCGAGCCCUGACCCAGAAGUCCUCAGUGUCACUGUACAACCACCCCAAGAUGGAGGACAUCCUAAUUGAAGCCAUACAGGCAUGCAAAGAAAAAGCAUCUAUGUAUGCCAUCAGGAAGUACAUUAUGAAGAAUUAUGCUUCCUUGGAGCUGGACAAGAGGACCUUUCUGCUGAAGAAGGCUCUCAAACGGUUGCUGGAGAAAAGGGCUAUCAAACAGCUGAAGGGGAAGGGCCUCUCUGGGAGUUUCAGCAUCUGCAAGCAGCCCCAGAAACCCACUGGGAAGAAGCCAAUGGUGGCAUCGUCAGCAAAGCCAGAGACACUGGGGGACACUCUGCCACUGAUCAUCACUCAGCUGUGUGAACCCAAGGAAGCCUCCUACAUCCUCAUCAAGAAGUACCUGGAACAGCACUUCCCCCAGCUCAACGUGGAACACAGACCCGAGCUGCUGAAGAGUGCCUUGCAGAGAGCUGUGGACAGGGGUCAGCUGGAGCAGAUCACUGGCAAAGGAGCCUCUGGAACCUUUCAGCUGAAGCGUGCCGGGGACAAGGCACUCCUGAAAGGUGGCCCUCUGGAGGAUGCCAUCUUAACCGCCAUCACCGCCAUGAACGAGCCAAAGACCUGCAGCAUUACCAUAUUGCGCAAGUUUCUUCUGGAGAAACACAAGGACAGCAAGGUCUACCUACUCGUGAACAACCUGAAGAGAACUUUGAAGACGUGCAAGAGGCGGGGCUGGAUGGAGCAGAUCACUGGAAAUGGCUUCAAUGGGACCUACCAGCUGUGCUACCCCUUCUAUCCCAGCCCAGCUAUGCUGUUCCCAGAGAAGGAGCUGCAGAAACAGAAACCCAAACGCAGGAAGGUGGAAGAAUCUGAUGAGGAGGAGUCCGAGGAAGAGGAGUCGUCAGAGGAAGAAGAGUCUGAGUCAGAAGAUGAGCCUCCCUCCAAGAAGAGGAAACAGCAGAAGAGGCCACCUCCCAAGGUGUGCCGCCCCCCUCCCACCCAGAAACGCUGGCCUGCGGGCCAGGCACGAGGCCGGGGGAGCACUCAGAAAGCCAAGGAGCCGGUCCGCUCACCCGCUAAGGGCAAAAAACUCAUUCCCGCCAAGAAACCGGCUGCCUCCACCAAGCGACCAGCACCCCCUGCUAAGAAAUCAGCUGCACCAGCUAAAAGGCCGGUGCCCCCUGCCAAGAAACCAGCGUCUGCAGCCAAGGCAUCCUCUCCCAGGAAAGCGCCCCCUCCUUCCAAGACCUCACCAACCAAGAAAGCUGCCCCUUCAACCAAGUCCAAAACACCAGUCACCAAAAAAAUGACAAGCAGGGCACCGAAACGCUUGGCGCCCAAGCGUGCAGCACCCAAGGCAGUAGCUGCCAAAUCGGCCGUGAAGGCCAAACCGGCUGCACGCAAGUCCCAGAGGUCGAGAAAAUGAGUAACGUGGCUCAAAGGGUCAAAGGUCCGCUGUAGCAAUAGACUGCAGUGCUUUGGCAUCCCCCUCCCCUUUCUCCUCCCCAGCUCUUAAAGUUUACUUGUUGGAGAAACAGUAUUACCCUAUUACCCUCUUUGAAAUAAUUGUUACGUACUAAAUCCAACCGCUAGAACAUGAUGAAUUGAGGUUAGAGAAAAGAGGAGAGCUUUCAUCAUUUCUCCAGCAAAUUUGUGUCAAAAUUGAGUAUUUUUGGCUUUUUAAUCUUUUUGAUAAUUUGAGUUGGCAAAUAAAUAGAUGAUUGUGUUUUCUAUACAUAUGGUUAUAUAAGCUUUGCAAAAUUCAGAAGCUUUCGUAUAACAGAAUACUUGCCUUGCCAGUUGGUUUUGAAGUAUAGCACUUAUUAAAAAUACCUUUUUCCCCCACUAAAGGAAGAUCUCUUUUGGAAACAGAAUGCUUCUGUGGGGUGAUAAUUUUAUUUUUUCAUAAUUUAAUUUAUUUUCCUUGCAUGCCAUCUUUGCUAGGCCCACACAGUUGCCAUUAUCUUGACUGUUGGUAAGGAUUUUUAGAGUGUGGUCUAAUGUCAUACUGUUUCAAUGGCAUGUGCAAUGACAUUUCUUUCAAUGAUCAUUGGUUAAAGGUUGGAGAGAGGACAGCAAUGGCUCUUAAAAUCCCCCUAGUAUCAUUUUGUGUAAAGAUAAACCCAGGGAAAGUAUUUACUGGAUGUAUCCAGCAUUCCUCUGUCAGCCUUAUGGGGCCACUGACAUGAUGUAUCCUUGGUAUGUGCAACUAAGCACUUUCCCUGUGUCUCAUUUUCAAAUACUUACUGACUUCUCAGUGGCAAGUGGGUUAACUAUGGUUACCAUUUAACAUGUAUAGGUUGUAGUUUAAAACUGUAAACUUUUCACAUGCCAACUGCCCUUGUUAAAGGCUAAAGACUUUUGCACAUAGCCAAAAUGUUUAAAAACAGUGCUGUUCAAAAGUGUUAGAAGGGCCUGGGUUGUGACCUGGCAUGCCUGAAUUGGAGUUUGGGGGGGGUCUAUGGUGUUACUUUUGCAUUUAGUGUAGAUUUGAUGGAAACGUGUACCUAAUUCCAAAUUGUUCCUGUAUAACAUACACUUCUCAAGUAGAAACUUGUUUUCAUUAUCUUGCUUUAAGUUACCUUAUUUUUUCUGUUGACUUUGUUAUAUGACAUGGGAUACAGGACAAUUGUAGAGGGCAGAGCCUGAUUUAAAAGACACUCAUUAUUAGUGAAUGAAGAUGGUUAAGAAUAAGAGUCAGCUUUGUUUUGGAGAACUUCUACUCAUACAUUCUUUGCAUGCAUGUAAUAAUCCAGGUUGUGAUGCCUUUUCUGUAGUCAGUAAUAAAGUAAUUGUAUAUUUGUAUCCAGGUAGUUGUAUUCCAGACAUAUUCUGGUUUCCAGAAAUAAAAAACUGACCCAGAUGAACCAGGGUCUGAUUUGUAUUUUUCUUUUACAAUUUUAACUAUAUUGACUUCCAGUAAAAACAUCGAGGUUUAAGUAUGUGAGUCAUAUAUUGUAAUUAAUUUUGUUGAAUUCCUCAAGGCAUUUAAAAUGGGCUUAGAUCCUGAGGUAAUGUUUGA
Megalops cyprinoides (Indo-Pacific tarpon) is the source of this 3762-nucleotide messenger RNA. RefSeq names its product heterochromatin protein 1-binding protein 3-like. Bases 406 to 2166 code for a protein of 586 amino acids. Gene Ontology annotation, biological process: nucleosome assembly; heterochromatin organization. The record is from RefSeq and is a predicted model, not a curated record. The transcript is spliced from 12 exons. Lineage: Eukaryota; Metazoa; Chordata; Actinopteri; Elopiformes; Megalopidae. Gene Ontology annotation, molecular function: DNA binding; nucleosome binding. Gene Ontology annotation, cellular component: nucleosome; nucleus; chromosome.